Messenger RNA from Mesorhabditis spiculigera, 4149 nucleotides. NCBI's taxonomy places the organism in Eukaryota, Metazoa, Nematoda, Chromadorea, Rhabditida, Rhabditidae. The record is from the annotation of a GenBank genome assembly.
AUGAAGUGGGUCGUGUUUUUAUUGGCUUUUUUCCGGGCCGUCCUGGGGGAAGAGGUCGUUCUCGAGACCCCGGUUUACGAGUUGCGUCACCAGUGCAAUGUCGAAGGAAAAUUCCACAACACCAGCGAGCUGUUGGCAGAUGUGCCCUGUAUGAAGUUGCCGAAAUGUUCUGAAGGGGGCGUCAAGCACAACGGACCCCACAAAAUGUCCUUCAAGUUGCGCCUCGAGAGCCUGGAUGAAUUCAGGACGCCCCGCCUCGAGAUCAGCCCCACCACCGAGAUGCUGUACAAUCUGAUUGGCUCGGAGAAUCGAGUCGAAUAUGUGGCGCUGCCGCAGUCGGCGUGUUUUGGCUGCGCCUACCGUAACGUCACCUGGACGAACAGCUAUCGAACGAAGGCACAGUACAACUUUUUCGUCCCGCUCACCUCGAAGCAGCGCCAACGCGGUAACAUGACCAGACAACUGGUUCCUGUGCUCAACAGCAUUCCCUUGCAUAGGAGCACCGAAGGACAGCAAGGUAUCCGCGUAUGGACCUUCGAUCCAGAGGCCUACAAGGCGCCUUCAUUGAAGCAGGUCCUAAAGCUCGACUGUGCCACGGUGACCACCGAAUUCCACGCGCCAAUCCUUGGCAAGCUGGAAGACCGCCGUAUUCGGCCCUGCGGCGCCGCAUGCACAAGAAACGAGACCUGGGACGGGCGCUACGAGAUUACUUUCCCGUUUGGGAUGACAAAGACCUUCUUGAAGCCGAAGGAUGCGACGCCUGGGCUGACGUCUUGUAGGCCGGGCCAUGUCCAGUAUACGUUCCCGAACGCGGCGCUCCGCUUUUCCGACAAAAAUCACUGCGAAAAGGGCCUGGUCUACCAAAUCACAUGGUUCGGCAAGGGGCACGUGACGAUCUCAACGAGCCCAACGAAAAAUAUGUUGAUAUACACCAUACUUUUACUAUUCCACUGCGCUUUUCUGAUUGCACAGAAUACGACGCCGGCCGGGCCGUGCGUCGUCAACAUUUCCACACUGAAUUUGGAGCCCAAGCAUUACAAUGGCUCAUGGUUCGUGGUGGCGAGAAAGGCACCUGUCAGCAAGGACUAUCUGCCGGUUGAUAGCAGCUCCUCGAUGAUGCGCCUUUUGCUGGAUGAUGAGGGGAAUUUGAACAUGACCGAAUAUCACUCGAUCAACGGCACAUGCAUGCCCCCGCUGUCCGGGUUUUGGCGCCGACACGAGAACGCGUUCCAAAUGGAGAUGAGGACGGAAAACGGACAGUUGAUACAGUUGGAAGUGCGCGCGAUUUUCCACGAGCUGUCCGGCGAGAACAACGAGGAGAUGAACAUGGUACUGUACGGAUGUCGUACCAGAGAAUCCGACGGGAAAUGCGUCGCCGGCGAGGAGCUGAUCAGCAUCAUGAGCAAUUCGAGGCACCCGCAGACGUUGCAGCUCUUCAAAUCGGCGAAACACAUCGAGGACUUUGCGUGCAUCGACAUCCUGUUGUUGAACAAAAUGGACACCUACAAUGCAGCCGAGUGUGGCGAUGAGAUUGUGGAUGAGGAUCAGAAGUUACGCCACGCCAAAAUCUGGGAAAACGACGAGUACGUGGACGUGGAGUGCCGCGCCGAGAAUAUGGGGCAGUUUGCCGUGCCGAUCACCGAGUUUUUCGAAGAGCCCCGGAUGCUUACAGUGAUCGCCUUCAAAGACCCGGAGCUGGAGAAGGAGCAAAUAUCUCAUGUGUCCUGUCUUUAUGACUCGAAGACGCACGCCAAGUGCUCGUGGUUAAGGCAACGAACCUGCUUUCAAGCCGAGUUGAACCAAGAAUUCGAAGAGCCGUCCAAAAUCAAGAGCUCCUCCAGGUUUUUGAAGGUCAACGGGACCGAGGUGGAGAUCGAUCUAUCGGGGAUGGUGGUCUGGCAAAACGGAGACGAGUACAUCACGAUGCAAUGCUUGCAAGUGGCAGCCGAUGGCAGUUGUGAUCAGCAUAGGGUUUACGUCUGGUCGGACGAGGACCUAAUGGACCAGCCAACGAUUCGCGAGAUCUACCGUGCCCUCCAGAAUGUUUGCGUCGACCCGACGGAAUUGAUCUUUUUGAACACUUUCCAUGAAUGCGACGAUCAGACGGCAGAGCCCGAAAAGGUUCCGGAAAUCACUUGUGGGCCGCAGCCAAACUGGAGCCCGCUCAACACAUCCUUGCUCCAGGGCGUCUGGUACGUGGCUGCCGACCUCAACGCCGACCCCAAAAUCUUCCUCCAGUCAGCUGUCAUCGAGUUCAGCAGUGUCAAAGACAACCCGGCGGGCCUGUUAAUACGAUACUACGCGCAGAAGGAGUCAGAUCGGGAAUGCGUGGGCCCGGGAGAGGGCUUCGCACGUCUUCUGGAGAAUGGUACGCUGUCGGUGUCGAUCCAGUAUAGCUAUCGUCAGGUGCCGAACUAUAAGAAUACGAUGAAUUUCAUGCUCCAAAUCCUGUACCUCGACAACCAGCGUGCGGUACUUUACUGGUGCUUCCGGAGGGCUGAGAACGGCUCCUGCAUUCAGUACGACGUAGACGUGCUCAUUCGGUCUCGGUUCUUCUCGUACAGCGAUCUCUCCCUGAUCCAACCCUACCUCCACCGCGCCUGCGUCUCUAACAACCGGCUGCGGUGGUUCGAUCUGCACUCUUCCUGUGGCUAUGAGAUGUCGGCUUCAACAAAAUUACGACGUGACAUGGUGACGCUGUCGCAUUCUGAGGUCUUAGACAUCCUCACCAACGUCCAGGAGCCCCAGUGCCAGACCAAACAAAUUCGAGGCCGUCGUGCCCCGCUUCAUCUGGUGGAAAAACCGGGCACGUGGUUCUUGAUGGCACAGUUCGACCAGAUGGCCCGCGACACUUACGCGACGAUAUUCCGGAUACACACCGUCGGCGAGAAGUUCGCCAUCGCCAAGAUGCACCAGAGCGCAGCAAUCCCCGGCGAGGAGACCCUCUGUUUUGAGCGUCUCCUCAUCAUCGAAGAAGUUCUCGGCGAGGACGGCGACUACAGCUACGUGUUGAGCUUUGAUGCCGCCAACCAGGCUUCAACGACUUUCAUCUUCCGCUUCCUGUUCUUUAACCGGAACGUGGCCGUCAUCUACUCGUGCCUGAACUACAAGGAGAAUGGCCACUGCAAGGAGAACGCAAUCUACGUGCUAUCGCGCCACGAGUCGAUCGAUCACGCCGAGUUGACGGUGCUGGAAAAGGUGGCCAAGACGGUGUGCAUCAACCCGGAUAUAUUGUUCCAUACUUCGACUCAUGAUUUCUGCGUCCAGGACCAUCGUCGCAUUUUCCUACCACCACAGUGCGCCGGCAUCGACGCCGUCCCACAAAGCUUCCGGAAACUGCCAGAAGCCGAAUAUUCGAGGCUCUACGACAACAUCCGGUUGUACGCCGUCGCCUCCAGCCGCCAUUUCGAGAACCCGUUCUCGGUCAUCCACCUCAAGGGCGGCGUCUUUACGAGAAACGUGCAACUAGCGGAUGGUAAUUGCAAGGAGGAACACGUUGAAAUCCUAGUCUCCCCUACGAAUCGUUAUUUGUUCCUGGUCCAUAACGUGACGUACCUCGUCGAUCCAUUGGCUCGAAAAGACGAGAUAUUGCUGAAGAAGGCGCAGUUGAGCGGCGCUGAUUUGCCGUGCCUAUUUCCGAUGAAUUAUAACGACACCACCUGCGACCUAGCGACCCCACCAACUUGUGAAACAUCGCCGCCACUUUCAGCCGCCGAGGGGUUGCUCGGCGACUGGAUGCUGUACGCCUCGGACCCAUUUACCGUGGCGAAUAGCCGCUGUAGAGUCGUCGACCACCCCACGGUUGAUGGAGCUCACCAAUUCACGUGUCGAUCGGAGAGCUGGGACGGCAACUGCGAGCGCGUGGAGCUGUUCCAGUUUGCCGUCGACGCUUGGGGCGGCUACCGGUUGACGUCGGAGGUGCCGGCUGUGCACGAGAACUUUGAGAUAUUCCCGAAGGGCAACGUCUCGCUAACCGCCGAUCGUCUCCUGUUCUUCCGCGAGGACCCAGUGGCCGGUCGCCUGUGGUCGGUGUGGAUUCGGACAUCCCCCGGCGCUACCCCCGAUCCGCUGCAGACGACGCCAAAGGACCUCGGGCAGUUCUGCGUCUGGCCGACCCGCACGCAGAUGAGGAGCCUCGAACAGUUGUGU